Molecule: messenger RNA, 1206 nt
Organism: Sycon ciliatum
Lineage: Eukaryota; Metazoa; Porifera; Calcarea; Leucosolenida; Sycettidae
Product: tetracenomycin polyketide synthesis 8-O-methyl transferase TcmO-like
Exons: 1
Coding region: 1-1206 (401 amino acids)
Biological process (GO): methylation
Molecular function (GO): O-methyltransferase activity; S-adenosylmethionine-dependent methyltransferase activity
Source: RefSeq, a predicted model, not a curated record
AUGGCUUCGACUUCAGAAUCUGCGAAGCCUUUGUCCGCAGAAAUCACCACUUUUUGCAAAGUGUUCGACACACUGAACGCAUUCAAGAAGACGCACGUCUUCAGAACUGCAAUGGACCUUGGCUUGUUUAAGGUGACACGGGGCAAGCCAAUGAGUGCUGCGGACAUCGCAGUUAAAUGCGGUGCACAGAACAGCAAGACUCUCGCCUCUCUGCUGGAGAUUCUGGUAGGCGAUGGCUUCCUGGUGCGCAGUGUGCAGGACACCGGGGAUGGCACCACCGCUGUGCCGCUGUACAUGAACACUGAGGGUGCAGAUAGUAUCAUUUGCGGCACCGACUCCUCGUCCUGUGCGUUCAUGGAGAUGAUGGUAAAGGAGACGAAAACAGAGAUGGAUGCCUGGACACAGUUGACUGAUUUAGUGAAGACGGGCACUGUGCAGCAUACGCAUGAGCAGGAACACGAUUCACAUGAAGGUGAACACGACCACAGCCACGGGUGCAGCACGGACAAGAGCUCGUCGGAAGUGCGCAAUUGCCAUGAUGCCAAUGACAAAGACGAGGCGUCAGCUGAAGAAAUCAGCGAAUGGUCCGACCUGUACAAUAUGUUUGAGGGCUUCAUGCGUAUUGCUUUCAACAUUCUGGUUGAGAAGUUCGACUUCUCUCGGUUUACGAAUGUGGUGGAUAUUGGCGGAGGCACUGCACAGCUCUCCCGUAUCCUGUGCCGUCGCUACAAGAAUCUGAACUGCACCAACUUUGAUCUGCCCCGCAUGCUCCCUUGUGCCGAGAAGCGGAUGGCUGAGAUGGGCGCCGAUGUGGCUGACCGAGUUCGUCUGGUUGGCGGUGACUGCUUCAAGGAUGAUCUGCCAACGCCUGUUGAUGUUGUCAUCAUUGCUAAUGUCAUGCACGGCUUUGAGAGCGAAGAGCAGGGCCUGAAGGUGGUGCAGAAGGCGUACGAUGCUCUUUCCCCGGGUGGUGUAUUCAUGGUCAUUGAAGACACGAUCUGUGGGGAUACCUCUACCGAAGCCGGUCAGCUCUGGGAGCUGGGUGCCGAGUUGACGAAAGCAACGUGCGACCACCAGCAUACUAACCACCUGACACUGACGAUGGACGGACUGAGAGGCUGGUUCCACGCAGCUGGCUUCCAGCAGGACAUCCAAGUCGUUUCGCUCAUCUCCAACACCAUGGCACUCGUCGGCACAAAGGCCUGA